AAGACAUGGCCUGGAAACAGACACCACUCCUGCUCUUGGUCUGCAUAGCCACCACAUGCAGCGCACGGGACAGAGCAGACCUGCUCAGUGUUUGCAUGGAUGCCAAGCACCACAAGACAAAGCCGGGCCCUGAGGACAAGUUGCAUGACCAGUGUAGUCCAUGGAAGAAAAAUGCCUGCUGCUCAGUCAACACCAGCCAGGAGAUACACAAAGACAACUCCCGUCUGUACAACUUCAACUGGGAUCACUGCGGCCAGAUGGCGCCUGCCUGCAAGCGUCACUUCAUCCAAGACACCUGUCUGUAUGAGUGCUCCCCCAACCUGGGGCCUUGGAUCCAGCAGGUGGACCAGAGCUGGCGGAAAGAGCGUUUCCUGGAUGUUCCCUUAUGCAAAGAGGACUGUCAGCAGUGGUGGGAAGCCUGUCGAACCUCCUCUACCUGCAAGACAGACUGGCAUAAAGGCUGGGACUGGACCUCAGGCAUUAAUACGUGCCCAGACACAGCAGUCUGCAACACUUUUUAGUUCUAAUUCCCCACACCAGCCAGCCUCUGUGAGGGUCUCUGGAGUCACUCCUACAAACUCAGCAACUACAGCAGAGGGAGCGGCCGCUGCAUCCAGAUGUGGUUUGACUCAGGCCAGGGCAAUCCCAAUGAGGAGGUGGCGAAAUUCUAUGCUUCCCUUGUGACAGCUGGGGCUGUCACCCAUUCAGUGGUGCUUCUUGUGCCCAGUCUGACCCCAAUGCUGUCAUUAUGGCUCCUUGGCUGAGGCCAGUCUUCUCUUUAGACCUCUCCUCUCUCUCUCCCAAGCUGGGUCUCAGGUCCCGCUCCUCUAAGAAUGAGGAAGUCUUAGCUUCCAUUCCACUCCU
This is a messenger RNA of Onychomys torridus (southern grasshopper mouse), 864 nucleotides long. It is a transcript of the gene Folr2, whose product is annotated as folate receptor beta. Lineage: Eukaryota; Metazoa; Chordata; Mammalia; Rodentia; Cricetidae. The record is from RefSeq and is a predicted model, not a curated record. Gene Ontology annotation, biological process: sperm-egg recognition; cell adhesion; fusion of sperm to egg plasma membrane involved in single fertilization. Gene Ontology annotation, molecular function: signaling receptor activity. Gene Ontology annotation, cellular component: external side of plasma membrane. The transcript has 4 exons.